AUGCCGUUCAACACACGCCUUACUAGGGCACUGGGUAUCCAGAUCCCAAUCGUGCAAGGUGGGAUGCAAUGGGUAGGGUAUGCAGAACUCGCCUCGGCUGUUAGCAAUGCAGGUGGAUUAGGUAUUGUCACGGCGCUUACACAACCUUCCCCUGAAGAUUUGCGCAAGGAGAUUCGGCGGUGCAAAAAUAUGACGAGCCGCCCCUUUGGGGUAAAUAUUACAAUUCUCCCGGCAAUGGUGCCCCCAGACUAUAGAGCAUAUGCUCAAGUAGUCAUAGAAGAGGGGGUCAGAGUCGUUGAAACUGCAGGCAACAAUCCGGAACAAAUAAUUACGCAGCUCAAGGACGCUGGUGUGAUAAUUUUACAUAAAUGCACCUCUAUAAGACAUGCCCAGCGCGCUGCGAGACUUGGGGCUGAUUUUCUUAGCAUCGAUGGUUUCGAAUGUGCAGGGCACGUUGGUGAAACAGACAUCACGAACCUCAUUCUCCUGAGUCGGGCACGUCAGAGCUUGACAACACCUUUUAUUGCCUCUGGAGGUUUCGCGGAUGGACAUGGACUAGCAGCAGCGCUUGUUCUCGGCGCGGAGGGAAUCAACAUGGGUACUCGAUUCCUCUGUACGGUCGAAAGCCCGAUCCACGCCAACAUCAAGGAAGAGAUUGUCAAGGCUCAAGAAACUGACACGGUUCUGGUGCUCCGGCGGUGGCGCAAUACUAUGCGCCUGUUCAAGAAUAAGGUAACUCGGGAAGCAUUGGAAAUUGAAAAAAGUACGUCUAGCUCGGAUGACUUUGGAGAGAUUGCCCCGUAUGUCAGUGGUAAACGGGGGAGGGAAGUGUUUCGGCUUGGGGAUCCGGAUUACGGCGUAUGGACAGCAGGCCAGGUGCUUGGUCUCAUUCGCGAUAUCCCGACUUGUAGUGGCCUGUGCACGCGGAUUGAGAAAGAGGCCGAGAUUACGUUGGCCCAAACAACAGCAUUGAUUGUGCGUCAGGCUCACCUGUAA
Talaromyces atroroseus is the source of this 996-nucleotide messenger RNA. RefSeq names its product Nitronate monooxygenase. The transcript has 3 exons. The record is from RefSeq and is a predicted model, not a curated record. Lineage: Eukaryota; Fungi; Ascomycota; Eurotiomycetes; Eurotiales; Trichocomaceae. The coding region runs from base 1 to 996 and encodes 331 amino acids. Gene Ontology annotation, molecular function: nitronate monooxygenase activity.